AAAACAGACAGGCACGGGCAAAGCAAAGCAGCGAGCGGAGCGGAGAAGGAGAAGGAGAAGAGAGGAGAGGAGAGCGGCACAGAUUGCAAACAGGCGGGGUGCCAGCUGUCUGACUUUACCUACAGAUCUUUCUUGAAUUCGAGAAAGCGAGCAUGAUGGCUCAACAAGAUAUCAUCCUCUCAGAAGUCAAACGUAUCCUAGUAGAGAAUUCUGGUUUCUCUGAAACGGCAAAUGCCAGCAGCAUCCAAGCACUUGAUACGAAGGAGUAUGAUCUUGAAAGUCCUUAUGGGAUUAUGCGUGUCGCAGUGCGUGGUUCAUCUAAAGGAGCUCGGCCAGUCAUACUCACUGUUCAUGAUAUUGGAAUGAAUCAUAAAUCAUGCUUUGACACCCUCUUCAACUCUGAAGACAUGCAAGAAAUAAUACUUCAUUUUGCAAUUUACCACAUUGAUUUACCAGGUCAGCAGGAAAGAGCUCCAUCUUUUCCACAUGGAUAUGAAUAUCCAUCAUUGGACCAAAUGGCUGACCUACUUCCAGCUGUUUUAAAGCAUUUUAGUUUGAAGAGCGUUAUUGGAUUAGGAGUUGGAGCUGGUGCAAAUAUCCUGACUAGAUUUGCUUUGAAUUAUACUGAUCUCGUUGAGGGACUGUGCCUCAUUAAUAUUAAUUGCAAUGCUGAAGGAUGGAUGGACUGGGCAGCAACCAAGCUUUCUGGUUGGACCUCCAACUUGACAGAUAUUGUAAUCAGUCAUCUGUUUAAUAAGGACGAAAUACAUACCAAUCCUAAUUUGAUCCACACAUACCGCAAUCACAUUUCUACUGGUCUUAAUCACCACAAUCUACAGCUUUUUGUUAAUUCAUACAACAGUCGAAGAGACUUGGAAAUUGGGCGCCCUAUUGCUGGACAACACAGCUACAGAACUACUUUACAAUGUCCUUCUUUGUUGGUGGUUGGAGACAAUUCGCCUGCGGUGGAUGCUGUGGUUGACUGUAAUACUAAACUUGAUCCAACAAAGACUACUCUGUUAAAGAUGUCUGAUUGUGGAGGACUGCCACAAGUUGUCCAGCCAGCAAAACUUACAGAGGCUAUUAAAUAUUUUGUGCAAGGAAUGGGCUACAUGCCUGCAGCCAGCAUGACCCGUCUAAUGCGAUCUCGUUCAGCAUCUGGAUCCAGUGCAGCAUCUAUGGAUGGCAACAGGAGCCGCUCUGCCACCGGUGAGGCCGCCAAGUUUUACAGUCACCCCAGUUUGGGCCUACAGAACGUAAACAAGAAUGCUAAUGCUAAUGCUAAUGUCGGAGUUGUUGAACACUCUGGCCCUCAGUCUGCAGAGAUUUCCUGUUAAAGCCCAUUCACACCACCUCAAACCACUUGUCAUUCUAUGGGGAUGGCAAAGGACCAAUAAACACACAUGGAAACAAA
Messenger RNA from Leucoraja erinaceus (little skate), 1414 nucleotides. RefSeq names its product protein NDRG1-like. Gene Ontology annotation, cellular component: cytoplasm. Lineage: Eukaryota; Metazoa; Chordata; Chondrichthyes; Rajiformes; Rajidae. Gene Ontology annotation, biological process: signal transduction. Bases 153 to 1337 code for a protein of 394 amino acids. The transcript is spliced from 16 exons. The record is from RefSeq and is a predicted model, not a curated record.